Fomitopsis serialis is the source of this 1338-nucleotide messenger RNA. RefSeq names its product P60-like protein. Gene Ontology annotation, molecular function: 5S rRNA binding. The record is from RefSeq and is a predicted model, not a curated record. Lineage: Eukaryota; Fungi; Basidiomycota; Agaricomycetes; Polyporales; Fomitopsidaceae. Gene Ontology annotation, biological process: rRNA processing; ribosomal large subunit assembly. The transcript has 6 exons. The coding region runs from base 1 to 1338 and encodes 445 amino acids. Gene Ontology annotation, cellular component: nucleolus.
AUGGCAGUCAAGGCAACCAUUCGACCUGCGCCCAAUGCGUUGACUGCGAAAAAGAAGAGAUCCUCAGUAGGGGCGCCAGCACAACAUGGCCAGAGCAGUCGGAAGGGGAAGAAAGCGUGGAGGAAAAAUGUCGAUAUUGAAGAGGUUGAGGUGGGCAUGGAGGAGCUGCGGGAUGAAGAGAGGGUGACAGGGUCGAUCCUCCAGACGAAGCCGAACGAGGAGCUCUUCCAAGUAGACGUGAAAGGCGAUGAGCAGAUCCGCAGGACACAGCCGAAGUUUUCGAAAGCCCUUCUCGCCUCUACCAAAAUUCUCUCGCAGCGAUCCGCCGUCCCAGCCGUCUUGUCGCGCACCACCUCCAAUCCGCUUAAGCGCAAAGCACUCACGCACGAAGAGAAGGGCCGUUUACUACGGAUGGGUAAACGGCCUAGGAAGGGUCCCUUCAACGCGAUCAUCGACCCGACGGAGACGGGUGCGGGGAGCGCAAUGCUCGAGGUCAGCGAGGCUGCGAAAAAGAGCGGGACGUAUGAUGUCUGGGUAGACAGCUCUGUGCAGGGAGCGACGGUGAAGCACCCAAAGACUCCCAAUCCUCGUCUGCCUAUCUCCGUCCCCGCCGUCCCUGCCCCCCACGAAGGUACCUCCUACAAUCCCCUCGUCACCGCACACCAAGAACUUCUCCGCACCGCCCACGAGAUCGAAGAACGCCGUCUCAAAGAGGUCGCAAAGCUCGAAGAGACGAAACGCAAGAUCGAUGCGGCACGCGGAUUAGCCCCGCUCGAAGAAGCGGUGGGAGUCGCCUCGGGGAUGUCAGUUCAGCCCGUCGACGACCUCGAAGCCGACCCAGCGCAGGACGAUGUCAAGGAGCUUCUUCCAAUGAAGAAGAUGCCCCAGAGGAAGACCAAGCAGGAACGGCGGAAGGCAGAGCGGCAGCGCGCGGAGAAGCGCGCCCUCGCUGAGCGGGCGGCACGGAAACGCAUGCUCGCGUCGGUCGACUCUGCGAAGGCACUGCGGAAGGCACUCGGGCAACGCCUCGUAGCGAGGGAGCGGCUGCACGUGCAGAGGCAGGAGAAGAUGGAGGAGAGGCUGAGGAACGGUUUGGCAGGCCAGCGGCUAGGGAAGCACAAGGUGCCGGAGGGCGAGGUUGACGUGCAGCUGGGUGAGGAUCUCACCGAGAGCUUGCGAGCGCUGAAGCCUGAAGGCAACCUGUUCCGCGAUCGCUUUUUGAGCAUGCAACAUCGUGCGCUCAUAGAGCCCCGCGUUCCUGUCCUACCCAAGAAACGCAGGAUCAAAAUCAAAGAGUACGAGAAGCAUUCGUACAAGCGUUUCGACCAGGACCAAUGA